Diospyros lotus (date-plum) is the source of this 432-nucleotide messenger RNA. Its product is annotated as oleosin Ara h 15.0101-like. Gene Ontology annotation, cellular component: monolayer-surrounded lipid storage body; membrane. Bases 1 to 432 code for a protein of 143 amino acids. Gene Ontology annotation, biological process: lipid storage. The transcript has a single exon. The record is from RefSeq and is a predicted model, not a curated record. NCBI's taxonomy places the organism in Eukaryota, Viridiplantae, Streptophyta, Magnoliopsida, Ericales, Ebenaceae.
AUGACCGAUCGAUCAAUACCCACCACCAAGAACCUCACCGGCUCGGCCUCGGUUAGCCGCCGCCGCCAGGCCAUCAGGCUUUUGAGGGCGGCAGCAAUUGGCGCCUCCCUCUUGUUCCUGUCGGGAUUAGCCUUAACCGCGACAGUGGUAUCCCUGAUUGUCGCUACCUCGGUUUUGAUCUUGUUCAGCCCAAUUCUGGUUCCUGCUGGGAUACUGCUACUCUUUGCCACGGCCGGGUUCGUGGUGUCCAGCAGCUGCAGCUUGGCGGCGUUGUUCUGGGUAUGCUCCGGUGUCCCCGGAAGACACCGGCCAAGGGCGGAACCUCUGCCUUCUGCAAGGAGGAGGAUCGCCGACAAGGCCAGGGAUAUGAAGAAGAGGGCCGAAGAGUAUGUUCAGCACAAGGCUCAGGAGGUGGGUCCUCAAGGGUCUUGA